Molecule: messenger RNA, 3507 nt
Organism: Seminavis robusta
Lineage: Eukaryota; Bacillariophyta; Bacillariophyceae; Naviculales; Naviculaceae
Source: the annotation of a GenBank genome assembly
AUGGUCUCAUCCGACCUCCGACACCACGCCCCACCUACCAACCGAAGGCCCUCGUACAACAACAGCUACAGCAGCAGCAGUAGCGAUGACAGCAGCAGCCAUGAUAGCAGCGGCCGAAUGAUGCAGAUGAUGGGCAUGGGUAGCCUGCUGCCGUCUCUCGAUGCCUCUAUGGAUUCCCACUUUUCCAUGGAUCAUAGUGGCCAAACCCAAACCACGACCAGUACGACUUGGCACACCAGUAGUGCCUUUAGCGCCAGCAAUGGCAGUCAGACAGGUUCCUCGGCCUUUCUGGAUCUAGAUGAUACUGUGGAUGAGGACUUGAGAGAAGCCAGUCGACAGGCACGAAAAGCAAGCAGCAUGGGCUAUCAGCUCAAGAAAGCCUUUGGAAAGAUUUCCUCUUCCAAGAGCAGCAAAAGUAAAUCCAGCAGCAACAGCAGCAAAAAGAAGAGAAAGAGCAGCAGCCACAAACACUCCUCGUCGGGAAAGCGCCAACACGCUCCAGAUAUAUUGGCAACGUCCACGUCCGCAACCGAGGACGACGAAAACGACAACCACCAUGUUCCAUCCAUUAAUAAACGACUCGAGGAGGAUCGAAAUCAGUUGUAUUCCGAUGACGUGAGUGUCGACAGCACCAUUGCGGGAGAUCCACCCACUGUUUGUUCUGCCGCACCCACGGAAAUGGCGGAUGAUUCCGAGAUUUUCCUCGCCGCCGAACGACGUCGUGCCAAACCACCACUCCGGCGCAAGAGUACACGACAGCAGCGAGGUGGCAGCGAACUGCUGCAAUCGCAGCUUCAACCGCUCGACAAUUCUUCCGGGAACAGCCAACGGCAUCAUCGACACUCGACGACCAUUGGCUCCUCGGCCAGAACAGCCACUAGCAGAUCCACAGCCACCAGCAGUAGUACCGGUGCCAGCAGUGGCAGCAACAAUACGAAAAAGUCUCGCCGAUCAGAAGGCGCAAGUAGUAGUAGAAGUAGUGGCAAGUCGUCCAAGGCGAUGCCGCCCAAAUCCAAGUCCUACAGCAACGACCGGGAACCAGCAGCGCGACCAUUCAAGGACAACAAAAAAGACGCGGACGGUCGACCCGAUGGACCGAAACGAUCGUCAUCCUUUGCCAUGCCGCAUCGUUCGUCUCGCAGCAACAAUAAUAAUAGUCUCGUCAAUGCACAAGCCGCCAUUCCCAAUCCACGAAGCAAACAGCGCGAAGGAUUGGAGCGACGUCCGCGUCGAAAAAGCGGAGAUUCAACCCACCAAAAGGUGACUCGGUCCAAAUCGUCCAGCAAAAUUGUGGUCGAAGAUGGCAGUAACAGGAGUCAUGGCAACAACAAGACCCGCAAGUCGAACAUGAAGCGGUCCAAGUCCUUUGUGGUUCCAGGAAAGAGGGUCGAUGACGAACAUCAUUCUGGUGCACCAAAAACCAAAGCUUCGAGGAAACACUCGGCUCCGUCGCGGUCCAAGUCGUUCGAUGGUGGCAUGAUGCCCGAUUUGACAGACAUGGAAAAGCCGUCCCGCAGACGAUCCUCGAGUCGAAAUAAUAAUAGCAGCAGUCACCACAAGGGCGACAAGAAAAAGGGCAAUCCAGCAGCGAACAGCGCGGCAGCGGUCUGCCGACAUGGAGAAAAACUUGGAGAAUGCUGCUACGAUCAGGAAGGCGGCGGCAUGGGGUUAUUUUCUCUGGAAGAUCAUUUCGGGGUGGAAAAGAAAUCUUCCGAUGAAAUCAGCAUUGAUACGGCAUCGAUUGGUGUGGAUUCGCAUGAUAACAGGAAUUACUUGUCGAAAUCGUUGUUGACAAAGAAGAACCACGAGAAACGGGAUGGAUCCUCCCACCACAACAAUUCCAGCGACGAUGAAAAGCAGCGACGGCGGCGGUCCAAUUCUCGCCCCAAAACUCCUGAACCCAGCGAUGAACGGCCACGUUCGAGAUCACACUCCAAAUCAAGAUCUCAGUCUCGGACCCGAAGAGGGGAGGAAGGUCACGGCAACACAAGAUCACCUUCUCGAAGUCGACGAUCCAAUAGCGAUCGUGGACGGGGACGGCGAUCUACCGUGGACCGUGGUAGUUCCAAGCCGCGAGCGCAUCGAGGCAAAGGCAACCAUUCUUCCAGAUCAAAGCCACGCCGAGGUAGACGCUCCACGAGUCGUUCGUCAAGUCCCUCCCGGCGGGUUGCCAUUAGUCAAUCUCGACGAUCAAGCAGUCGAUCACUGAGCCGCUCGACAAGUCCUUCCGCGCGACGACCUUCCAUCAAUCAAUCUCGAAGAUCUACCGGUAGCGGCCGCUCCACAAGUCCUUCCUCUCGACGACCUUCCAUCAAUCAAUCUCGAAGAUCUACCGGUAGCGGCCGUUCCAAGAGUCGCUCUCCUUGCCGUGCCUCGAUGAAAGGACGACGAGCCAGCAGUCGCUCUGUCAGCCCAUCGCAGAGGACCGGGUCUCGUCGGCCAUCACUCGCUGAAGCUAAGAGAGGGCGCUCGAAAUCGGUGGCUCGCCGUUCUUCACAGCUGCAGCAGCAGGACCGGUCCUUGUCGAAAAAGAGACGACCCAGUACCAGUGUGAAGGCACAAGAUCGCGGGAUAAGUUCCAGUGCAGCGCGACGCGAAAGUAACAGCUAUACCAUGAAAGAAUUCGAGACUCUAUCCAAGCUGGACUCGGUAGCGAAGAGACAACAAAGCAGCAGCAAGAAUCUCAAACAGUACGAGAACUUAGCCAAGGACAACGUACCGGUAGUGCCCAGCGAUGCUGGGCCUGGUCGCCGACCUCGUUCCCUCUCGCGAACGCGUCUUGACGACGAAGCUGCAAAGUCUGGGGGCUCGGGGUCUCUCAAGAGCCAGCUUUCGGGCAGUCCGAAUGCCCGCCCGUCGAGAUCAUUGUCUCGCAGUCACUCCAAGAAGAGUGGGGACCAGGCAGGGAUUGGAAAGUACAUCCAGCGCAAGCAGACUGGACAAAAGGCCAAGAAAGAAGAUGAUACCAAAAGCACAGGAACGAGCUCUACGGGUACCAAUGAAAUCUCCUACGCCACGCCAUCUUGGAUGUGGCAUAACUCUGCAGCAGGGUCUACCUCCUGUUUUGGGAGCAAGGAUGCGUUCGCUGAUUUCAGUGCCAAUUCCUUCUCGGGGGCGUCUUUCGGGAGUCAUUCAUACGAUGCAACUGCAGAGGUGGGAACCCCCAAGAGCCAAGCCUCCAAUUCGACCUGGGGUACUCCUGCGACUGCCGCGACUUCUGGUACAGGAUCAGAUGGCAGUAAUGUCAAUACCCCGCCUCCAGUGAGCGCAGCAGGAAACGGUGCUUCUGGUAACAAUAUCAGCCCGCCACUUGUGGAUUCAAUGAACAACUCCGUAUCAAGUCUGCCUGCAAAUGCGACGCCAUGCACGAAGGCCAAGCACUUUUUUGGCAAGGCUAUGAAAGAAGAACAGGAGCAGCUUCUUAUCCAGAGCCAGCAACUCUUUCAAAAUCAAAAUGCUGCACCACAGCCUGCGGUGCCGCCCUCUAUGUUUGAUCCAAUGGAAUAG